AACAGCUAUGUGCAUGAACCUGCUUUACCUUUCCUUUUGGUCUACGCCUUUUAUCUGAAUACUUUAUUGAUAUAUGAUCUCCAGGAGCCAUGACUCUGCACUGGUUAAUAAUUAUACCUGACAGUAUAUGUAGAGGCGGGACACUGGUGAUCUCACUCUCACGCUAUCUGCAACCAUGAGACUCGUAGUCUGUUUUCUUUCUCUGCUCGCUGUGUUCGGUCCUGCAGAAUGUGGGAAUGUUUUAGUUUGGUAUACUGAGGGCAGUCACUGGAUCAAUCUGAAGAUCGUGUUGGAAACGUUGAUUGAAAGGGGACACAAUGUAACAGUGCUGGUUCCGGAUGCCUCUCUCUUCAUGAAAGCUAAAGAAUCGGAUCGCUUCUCCUAUCAGCCCUUUAAAGCGUCCAUGGAUGAACAGGAGAUGAGAGACUUUAUUGAGGAAUUUCUGUAUUUCUCAGUGUAUGAGACCGAUCAGUUAAACUUACUGCAGAUUCAAAUGAAAGUCUUGGAGUUUACUUCCAAACUUCAGGAUAUGUCUAUAUCAUACUGCGACGGCAUUCUGAAAUCGCCAGAGUUAAUGGACAAAUUGCGGAAUGGAAAGUUUAACCUUGUUCUGUCAGAUCCGAUCUACCCAUGCAGCGAUAUUGUGGCUGAAGAGCUGAACGUUCCCUUGGUUUACACGUUCCGAUUAUCCAUUGCUAACGUUGCUGAGAGAAUGUGUGGUCAGUUACCAGCUCCACCGUCAUUUGUUCCUGGAGUCAUGAGUAAACUCACAGACAAGAUGAGCUUCACAGAGCGAAUCAUAAAUAUGCUCUUCUACCUUUCUCAAGAUUUUUUUGCCACUCUUGCUUGGAGAAAAUUUGACAGCUAUUACACUGAAUAUUUAGUUUGGUUUUCUGAUGGCAGUCACUGGAUUAAUCUGAAGAUUGUGUUGGAAACGUUAAUUGAAAGGGGACACAGUGUCACGGUGCUGGUUCCGGAUGCCUCUCUCUUCAUGAAAGCUAAAGAAUCGGAUCACUUCUCCUAUCAGCCCUUUAACGCGUCCAUGGAUGAACAGGAGGUGCGCAACUUCAUUGAGGAAUUUGUUUAUUUCUCAGUGUAUGAGACCGAUCAGUUAAACUUGCUGCAGCUUCUAAUGAAAGUCUACAAGUUUGCUUCCAUUAUUCAGGAUAUGUCUAUAUCAUACUGCGACGGCAUUCUCAAAUCGUCAAAGUUAAUGGACAAAUUGCGGAAUGGAAUGUUUGACAUUGUUCUGUCAGAUCCGAUGUAUCCAUGCAGCGAUAUUGUGGCUGAAGAGCUGAAUGUUCCCUUGGUUUACACGUUCCGAUUAUCCAUUGCUAACGUUCUAGAGCGGAUGUGUGGUCAGUUACCAGCUCCACCAUCAUUUGUUCCUGGAGUCAUGAGUAAACUCACAGACAAGAUGAGCUUCACAGAGCGAAUAUUCAAUAUGCUCUUUUACCUUUCUCAAGAUUUUCUUGCCUCUCUUGCUUGGAGAAAAUUUGACAGCUAUUACAGUGAAUAUUUAGGACGGCCCACUUCCUAUUGUGAGAUGAUGGGUAAAGCUGAUAUCUGGUUAAUCAGGAUCUACUGGGAUUUUGAGUUUCCACGCCCAUUCCUGCCCAACUUCAAAUACGUUGGAGGCCUUCACUGCACCCCUGCCAAACCAUUACCCAAGGACAUGGAGGAGUUUGUGCAGAGCUCAGGGGAUGAUGGGAUUGUGGUCUUCACUCUGGGGUCUUUGGUAGACAAAAUGCCCAAAGAGCUGAGCAAUAAAAUCGCCACCGCACUGGCACAGAUUCCACAGAAGGUUUUAUGGCGAUACGGUGGAGAGAAGCCAGAUACUCUUGGUGAAAACACCAGAAUCUAUAAGUGGAUCCCUCAGAAUGAUUUAUUGGGUCACUCUAAAACCAGAGCAUUCAUCACUCAUGGAGGCACUAAUGGUAUUUAUGAGGCCAUAUAUCAUGGCGUUCCAAUGGUCGGGAUCCCCUUGUUUGGUGACCAGCCUGAUAAUUUAGUUCAUAUGAAAGCCAAAGGUGUUGCUGUUAGUAUAGACAACAUCAAAAGCAUGGAGCCCCAAGACCUGGUGAAUGGUCUCAAUACAAUCAUUAAUAACCCCUCGUAUAAAGAGAACGCUAUACGUUUGUCCAGGAUUCAUCAUGACAGACCAGUGAAGCCUUUGGAUGAGGCUGUGUUCUGGAUUGAGUUUGUCAUGCGCAAUAAAGGCGCUAAACACCUGCGUGUCGAGGCCCACAACCUUACCUGGUACCAGUACCACUGUCUGGAUGUGUUCGCUUUUCUCAUCACUAUCCUGACUGUAGUCCUCUACGUCUUCUUUAUAAUGUGCAAAUUCUUCAUAAUGCGUUGCUGUUUUAGAUCAAAGAGGAAAAGCAAAAAAGAGUAAUGAAGCUUUUGGAAAACCCCUUUUUUGCACUGAACAUUAUGUCUCUCCACCCAACCCAUGGGAUGUCCAUCCUGAGGUCCAGUAGCUGUACUGUUAUUAACCAGUCACUUCAGGGCAACUCAUUUCACUCUGUGACCAUCUUUGAAACACCUCUCGGGUGUUUUGCGAGUGCAGCUCUUAUCUAUUUGAAUGGAGAAACAUUGAAUUCUCUAAAACUGUUAUGAAUAAAUUUCAUAUUUGAAAUCACCAAUGAAUUCUGACAACAAAUGUUUCAUCAAAGUUGUUUAUUUUGCUCAAAUCCCAGUAAAAAAGCUUAUUAUUCAGGUUAGACCAGCCAGUGCACAUGCACAGUCACUGUAGCUCAUGGACGUACCUCAUCACCACAUCCCUCAACUUCAGAUGGACUCUUAUCUUACAGUAAUAAACUAUAAUAGGCUACAGUCAUUCUCAAUCACAAUAAGUCUUCCUUGUUGACGUCACCCUUGCUUUAUUUAACGUACUUUUCUGGAAUGAUCUAUAUUGUGGAAAGCACUGAUACAUACAUUUUUAUAAAUAAAUCUUUAAAAAAUCUUUUUGCUUUUCUGCAGAUAUAUUAUUGUAGUGUUUGUACUAUCUGAAACUGACUUGUUAGGUGUUGCACUUGUUUUUCUUCAUUUGCAAGUCACUGGAUAGAAGUCUGCUUACUAGUGUAAUGUACAUUGAGUACAAUGUAAUGCAGAAUAUAAAAUUUUUAUACAUUAGCAAUUGUAGAAAUAUUUUGCAUAUUAAAAAUGUAUUUCGCAGUCGUCGUAAGUAACGCGUGGCUGUCCCCAGCGGUCGUUGUAAAUCACUGCAACGGGACUUUUAUUCUAAAGGCGUACUGCGCGAUUCAGUAGCGUACUUCACACAUCGCCGCAGUGGACCAGCAACAAGCUAGCGAGCUCUUCCUAUGAUCCUGUCAAUUUUCCUUAUAUGAUCGGUUAAAACCCGAGAUGAUUAGAGAAGGUCUGGUGAUCGAGAGAUUUGCUGCAUGGUUGAUGGUCCUAAAGCGAAUCAUAGUUAAUUUUAGUGUAACUGUUAGAACGGGUAAUUCAUUCAUACAAGUUUAGUUAAAAUCCUGUUUAGUUUUUAAGAUGUAUUGAGGGGAUAACGUUGCAUCAGUAUAAUUAUUAAAAGGCCAAGAUUAAAGAUAAAUUAUGUUGUAUUUAAGAUUAAGUCUUUAGAGCUUCGGAAAAGUUUCUAGUUUCAUAAUAAGAGUGUUGUGGUCAAUGAUGAUGUCACAGAGCUGCGCAUUCUGACGCCACUGAUGUGAAACUGAGACUGCAUGCACUCGCGCACUGCACACUAUUUAAAAUUUAUGCCAAACAAUUUAACUAAUCGACCGAAAAUAAAUGCAAAAUGAAAUACAGAAAACUUGCAUGCCGACCACAGUACUGAAUACUGCAAAACAUACGUGACCCUGGACCACAAAACCAGUCAGGGUCAAUUUUUAUUUUAUUUGAGCCGAAUAGAUAAGCUUUCCAUUAAAGUAUGGU
Cyprinus carpio (common carp) is the source of this 3912-nucleotide messenger RNA. RefSeq names its product UDP-glucuronosyltransferase 2C1-like. Lineage: Eukaryota; Metazoa; Chordata; Actinopteri; Cypriniformes; Cyprinidae. Gene Ontology annotation, molecular function: UDP-glycosyltransferase activity. The record is from RefSeq and is a predicted model, not a curated record. The transcript has 7 exons. Bases 176 to 2398 code for a protein of 740 amino acids.